This is a messenger RNA of Nelumbo nucifera (sacred lotus), 944 nucleotides long. RefSeq names its product Ribosomal protein L31. The record is from RefSeq and is a predicted model, not a curated record. NCBI's taxonomy places the organism in Eukaryota, Viridiplantae, Streptophyta, Magnoliopsida, Proteales, Nelumbonaceae.
UUUUAACCUAAUCGAAAAAAGGCUCAUCGAAGAAGAGCUGGGCGAGAGGGAAUAUUGUUCAUCGUCUCCUCCACUCGAACCAGCGGCAGAGCAGGCAAGAGAACCCUCUUUUCUUGUGCUUUGGCUCGGCGCCCCCCUUUCUCCUCCCGUUUUUCUACGUUUUCUCUCUCUUCCUUUCUUCUCCUCCUGUAUCGACCAGCAGUCCUAUCAAGAGCAUACUUUCAAUCCGAACUGAGUACCUGUGCAGCGCCGAUUCCAACUGUGCCAGACAACUUGGGUUAUACCGAAACCCAGAAGUGAGGCGUUCGUCACUUCCACUGAAGUUCUAGCCUCUCCGAUCUCUGGGGAGCGAGUUCAAGCAGGAGGUGUCCUAACUGAUCAUCCAGAUCAAUCCAUAUAUCAACCGGUUGGAUGUUUAUUAGCGUGUUGUGCCAUCUACUUAAUGGAGUUGCGCCCUUAGUUGAACAUUGCUCAAAAUGAGGAAAGGGUUGCACCCUCAGAUGCAGUGGAUAUCCUAUGUGACGCAGAGUGGGAGGUUGAUGCAUGUUAUGAUGACUAAAAUUCAUAAUGUUGGUAAAGUAUACCACUUCAGGGCAAGGCGCCAGAUGGCCCAGAGUUUAGGGCAGAUUGCCAAGUUCAACCGUCGCUAUGGGCUGAAAAAUGAGGAAAACGAAAAUAAAUGAAAUGUUUGAUAAAAAGAGAAGGUUGAGACCUUUCUUUUCUUUCUUUUUAUUUAUUUUAUUUUAAUUUUUUUUUGUGGGGUGGGGGGUUAGAUGUUGGGUUUUUUUAACUGUUGUCUAACGUGCCACAUCUUUGAAGCAAAAUGGUUGCUAUUCCUUUUUUGGUCUAGAUAUAUUUCUGCAGUAUCUUUUGUUAAGAUUUAGUCUCAUUAUGCUUAGCAUUCACUAUUUAUGAAAUAAUGAGAACAAGUCAUUUGGUCUGUA